Strongylocentrotus purpuratus (purple sea urchin) is the source of this 2939-nucleotide messenger RNA. RefSeq lists its product as uncharacterized. The record is from RefSeq and is a predicted model, not a curated record. NCBI's taxonomy places the organism in Eukaryota, Metazoa, Echinodermata, Echinoidea, Camarodonta, Strongylocentrotidae. The transcript has 2 exons. The coding region runs from base 184 to 1992 and encodes 602 amino acids. Gene Ontology annotation, molecular function: zinc ion binding.
GUAUACAUUCAUAGGCCUACGUUAGACGCCAUCUUAAGUUGACUUGAACAAAGUGCUUGCAAAUCACCAUUACAUUAUCGAGUUGUUCUUCUUUAGGCGAAGUUUAAACAUCAAAGGACAACCAAUCGAGGAGGUGAACUUUCUUCAGGAUUUCAAAAUACGAAGGUCAACAUUCUGAUCAGUAUGGCGGCUAACUUCAGCUCUGCAGAAGACAUCUGUGAAGGAGAGAACUGUGAGGCAAUCACAGAUGUGACGUACUACGUGAAGGAGAAGAAGAAGCUCUGCGAUAACUGCGCCUCCACAGGGGGAUGCAUCGGUAAAGCAAGAAAGGGUGGGACCAAUCUAUAUUGUGUGAAGCAUGAUGAAGAAAUCAAAUUGUAUUGUAAAAAACAUGGUGUAGCACUGUGUUAUUCAUGCGCACAUAUAGAUCAUCAUGAUCAGUGUUGCGUGCGGCAGGAUAUCGAGGGCGCGAUCAUGGAAAGUAAAGCGAGUCUAACCACUCUGAAAGAAAAGGCAAAAGACAAAUUAAAGCUUUGUCAAGUUUAUGGAGAUCAGAUUCAACAGUGUAGGAAAGACACCGACACCCAUCUACAAGCUUUGAGAAUUGAAGUUGAUUCGGUAAUCAAUGAGGCGAUCCAAACAGACAAAGGCAUAGAGAAGGAGGAUGCUGCAAAGAUCAAUCAGGAGUUUAAUGAGAAGAACAAACAACUUCGAGAGAAGAUUCGAAAGAACGAUGAGGAGAAAAUGAAGCGACUUGAACUGAACCGUACAAAUGCAGAGAAAAGACGAGAACCCAUCGACAAUAAACAGCAUAGUCUUCAAACAGACAUUCAAAACAUCGCUAAAGAAAAGGAGAAAAAGAUUGUAGAAUUGGAGAAAACAUGGCAAGAUAACACAAAAACCACAAGGAAUACAAUAAAGACACUUGACACGGUACUCGAAGAUGAUAACAAUGUCGCCAAAGAUGGGCAUCAUGUGAAGACAUCAGUAAGUGAUGAACUUAAGAAGCCAUUAUCACUGAAUGAAGGUGAGGUAAAACAAAUCACUGGUACCAUAUCGGGUGUGAGGUUUGUGAAGGGUGCUGGGAGAGAGAAGUAUGAUGGGAGGAUUGAUAGGUUUGAUGGGGAGUGGAAGCUCAUCGAUACAAUCAAUGUCAAAGAUAAAAUCACAUUCCCGGUCAUUGUAGGAUGCAUAGAUGAAUGCAAUGUGAUCAUCUCAGACAGACUAAAGGGUAGCCAUGUUUAUACAUACAUUUUAGAUAUGACCACUAAACACAGUCAGAGGGUGUUAACCGGCAGUAAUACAUCAAAUGUUACCUCCUGUGUAUUGCUGAAUGAAGGCGAGGUACUAUGCGGUAGAUACAGCAAGGGUUGUACAAGGGGUAGUUUGGCUGGAUGCAUCAGUGUGCAUGACAGACGAUUGAAGCUCAUCGAUUACGUCACAAUAGCAAGAAACACAACGGAUGAUUUCACAGGGGUGGAUGUAGCUGUUGACCAGGAUGGGAUGAUCAUCGCUGCUGAGUGGGGUCAGUCAAAGAUAUACGCCAUCAACCCAGCUGAUCGUAAGAUCAUGAAACCAAUCACAUGUAGAGAGAAUAUAAUGUUGCGGGGUGUACUAUCAUCAAGUCACAUAAUCGCUCAACCCUACCCACGAGAUAACAGACUGUUCAUCAUCGACAGGCAGGGUGCUCAUAGGCCGGAAAUCCUCCACAGUGGUGUAAUCCUGAAUGCCUGCAUCGAUCCUAUGAUAGACGACCUCUACGUCGUGACAUCAGAUGAUGAGUACAAGACGUGUGUGAUUGAUCAGGUGAUGAGUGGGGGUGGUGAGAAGAAGAGAAGAGUAGUGUCAUUCCCUCUACCAACUAGACUGCAUGAUAGGAAGGGUCACCUUGUUUCAUCUCAGGUGAUGAUGACAUCAUCAGGGAAACUGAUUGCUAGCGAUGGAGACAAAAUUCUCGUAUUCAAAAAGCUAUUGAUCGAGCCUAUAAAUUAAAGGCCCGUUCACAAUGACGCGGUAAAUAGGUUUUUGUUUCUUUUUACUUUUUUCUUGCGAGUUUAUCUGUUUUACUUGUAUUUCUUAUUUUGCUUAAAGAUGUAAAUGUAAUGCGCUUGACAUGUAUAUAUGUAUCUUAAUAACACAGAUGACAGUUGCCAUUCAUUUACACAUUUUUGUUUUUAAACUGCCGUGGUCUAUCGCUUUAUAUCUGAACAAGUCAUGAACGAAUCCGUGUUGCUUUACGCUGGUUAAGUAGGCUUAUACAUUCUGAAUGAUGUAUCAUUUAUCACGUGAGUCAGUUCCAUGAUCAGAUCACUAAUGAGUUUAUGACGUGUUUUGUUUUGUAUGACGGCUUGUCAUGACAAAAACCAAUGCUCGAUUAUUGAUUGUUUGUCUGUUUUAUUAGCUUUUGUUUUUGUAAUCUAUCAUUAAUUGUAAAUAGCCACAUAAUACGUAGUAUUCUAAGACUAAUUUGUAUGGAUCUGUCGUGUUGCCAAAAAAAAUAUUAGUCAUCGAUAUGUAGGGACUUUUUUGACGAAACCAAUGUUAAAACAAUGACAUAAAUUGCACGUUGUUUGUUUGUAUUAUCUCAUAUCUGUAAUAUAUCAUGAAAAUAGCUACAUUAUACUUGGUAUUUGUACGAGUAAACUUUAUUGAUGAUUCGUGCUAGAAACUUCAUGUAUGACAUUUUUUUGACAAAACCAUUCUAACACACAUCGAAAUUAUUUGCAUACGGUCUUUGUCAUUAUGGUUGUUGGUUUGUGUUUUUUGGUAUUAUUAUUUUUUUAAUCUGUCAUAAUUUGUAAAUAGCUACAUACUGUUAUUUUGACAAAAGAAAUACUACGACAAUGACAAAAAUUGCACGUUAUUGUUUGAUUUGUUUGUUCGUAUUAGCUUUUUUUCGGGUAACCUUUAUUGAAAAUAGCUACAUUAUACUAAAUUAU